UUUUUUUUUAUUCUCGUGUUUGGCGUAUUUUUCUUUUUUAUUUGACACACAAAUGUAUAGAAGAAGAAAACCUGUAAUAAAAGAAAAGCCACCCAUUCCUAAUACUUUGGAUGAGUUUGGUUAUGUAUUGAAAGAGAAUGGUGAAAUUAGAAGUAAAGAUACAGAUGAAGUCUAUUUAUUUGAUUAUUUGCCGAAAGAUAGACCUUAUAAUGAAAAACGUUACGAUAAAUUCAUUGAACUUAUUGGUGAUGAAGUCGAAAAGCAACUUCAAUCAGAACCUUAUAAUUUUCAAAAAUUAAUUGUGCCUAUUGAUGCCAAUCCUAAAACUGAUGCUCAUUCUUAUAUUUACACAACUCCUAAUGCUUUGACAACAAAAGAUAAAUUGCUAAUCAUGAUUCCAGGCAAUAACACUAGGAUAGGUCAAUGGAGUAAAAGAGUCCUUUGUGAUGAAACUAUAAAGUCUGGGUCCAUGAUGCAAAUUACAGACAUGGUCAAAGAACAUGGAUACGAAGCUAUUAUAUUAAAUCCUAACGCCAAUUUUUGGUAUAAUGGCCGUGCUUGGGAAACACCUGAAGUACAUACAACUAAACUUACAGUUGUACCAGAAAAUGAAACUCCUGAAAUGCAUUGUGAAUAUGUAUUCCAUCAUGUAAUUAGAAAUGCCCAAGCCUCUAAAAUAGCUGUUAUUGCAAUGGGAUGGGGUGGAUACGGCUUUACACUUGCGUUAAACAAUGAUUUUGAUUUCAUAAAGGAACGUGUUAAAGCUGUUGCAAUGGUUAAUAGUGUACAUACAAAAGAUAUGAUAAAUGGUGGAAGUAAACGUACAUUUAUGUUUGAUAAUUGUGUCAAUUGGGUAGUGUCACAGGCUAAAAAGGGGGAAAUAGUAACUGAUAUUCGAUCUGGCUGUACUUGUAUAUCAUCGGAAGAAGAAAUUGCAGACUUUACUUUAAACAAGAUGUUAGAUGAUAUUAUGAAAUUUAUUUAUGUUAAAAUGGGAGAUAUUGAGCCAGAAAUUGUGGAUGAGGAUGAAGCUGAUGAAAUUGAAGAGUUGACACAAGAGGAAAUAGAAGAAUUGAAGAAUGUUGAUUUACUAAGUAUUGACUGAAUGUAGAUGCUGUAUCACACAUACGAUUUCAUGAAUGCUGCAACUAAAAUAAAGCUUUCUUGGCAUGAAUCGAUUUUAUUAAUAAAGCAUUUUUAUGUUUGUGUAGCUCCUUUAUGUCAUUCA
This is a messenger RNA of Cokeromyces recurvatus, 1228 nucleotides long. RefSeq names its product Arb2 domain-containing protein. Gene Ontology annotation, biological process: regulatory ncRNA-mediated heterochromatin formation. The transcript is spliced from 12 exons. Gene Ontology annotation, molecular function: siRNA binding. Bases 53 to 1105 code for a protein of 350 amino acids. The record is from RefSeq and is a predicted model, not a curated record. Gene Ontology annotation, cellular component: nucleus. NCBI's taxonomy places the organism in Eukaryota, Fungi, Mucoromycota, Mucoromycetes, Mucorales, Mucoraceae.